This is a messenger RNA of Astrephomene gubernaculifera, 1476 nucleotides long. NCBI's taxonomy places the organism in Eukaryota, Viridiplantae, Chlorophyta, Chlorophyceae, Chlamydomonadales, Astrephomenaceae. The record is from the annotation of a GenBank genome assembly.
AAUCUAGUACUGUUUGCAUUCUGGCUUUCUUUGCCUUUGCAUCGGCUUGGUGUCCACGCAUGCUCGAGCUUUCAACAAAUUAACAGUUAACAUUGCAACGUUAACAAUCGUAGCAGUUCACACAGACGAGAUUAGAUUAUACAAGUUAAGGUUCCAUGGUAGAAUUAGAAGUGGCGUUACGCCGGUUGAGCAAUAUGACUGCCUAAAUUCGUGACAGGCUUGCAGACCGCAGUAACCGUCUUGUUUCAUUUGGAGCGCUUUUUCUCUAUGCGCGUUACAUUACGUAGCUGGCGGAUAGCAGACCGCGUUGGAAUGUACCGGUGAAGACUGCUGAACACAGCUGAACAUCAAGACGCGUUAGCUAUCUACAAGGGAACAUGCAGCGGACGGUUAAUGUUAGCAGGUCUGCUGAUCACUCCAAGCGGGGAGCUGUCCGUGACCAACUGUGCGUUUGGUUUCUGCUCUCUAUAUCAUGGCUUGGACAAGCGAUGGCUCAGAUCUGGGUCCCCAUUGAUCGCCAAGUAUGCUGGGCUGAGAGGAGUCGUCAGCUUGCGCAACAGCAAGUCCACGACCAGGAGCAGUGCCUCUGCAGCAUCCCUGAAUACGCGUACUUCUACAGCCGUGCGUUUGGACGCAGCUCCUGCAAUGUGACUUUCAACCGGAGGAGCCUGGCGUACCUUCCUGCUUCGACGCAACCGCAGCACAGCCGACAGUUGCAGCCGAGCACCUUGGGCAUGGACAACCGAAUCCUUGCCAGCAGCUCUUGUCCGGACCCAGUCCAACAUACGGACAAACCUCCACCCUCUACAACUACAAGCAGCAGCAGCAGCACCACCCAUAUCAGUCCAAACGGCCCUGCUUCCAUGGCAAACACCGAUAAUGCCAAGGAUGCACACCAACUUCUCGACAGCAACCAGCAGCGUCUAAUCGUCCGCUUUAAGCAGUAUGCCCCAGCAGAUUCCCAUCACACCUUCCUUCGCGACCUCCUCGGUCCCGAAGGUCCGGAUGCCUGGUCCUGGCUGCCGCGUUCAAACGCAGCGUCACGCUUCCCAACCGACUUCGGUCUCCUUGCCACCUCUCCAGCAGUGGAACCCUUCCUUCGAGGGAGGCUGCAGGCAGCUGCGGGGGUGCGGGACGUGCACUUCGACAAGCGCUACACGGGGAAGCUGGCCUGGGUGCCCGAGGGACGGCUGCGGGAGUUGGUGCUAUCCGACCAGGCGAAUCCAGUGAUGGAAGCUGUGGGCGGGAGAAGAUCUGGUUCCGGAGCCGGAAUCCGGGGAUCUGGGUCGGAGCCGGGAACUGAGGCUUUUCGAUCUGGGUCAGGGGCAGGGUCAGCAGAAACCGCAGCCGCAGGAGGUCGCAGUGCUGGCAGCAAGGGCAGUGGCAGCAGCACUGCUGGCGACCUAGCCGAGCAGGGCGCUGGCAGGACCAGGAGGGGGCCGCAUGCAGCGGAGCAGACGACGGCUGAUGCAAGUG